AUGGCCCGUACCAAGCAAACCGCCCGCAAGUCUACCGGAGGAAAGGCUCCCCGUAAGCAGCUCGCGUCUAAGGCUCGCAAGACCGCGCCGCCUACCGCUACCGGUGGUGUCAAGAAGCCCCAUCGUUUCCGCCCCGGAACGGUCGCUCUUCGAGAGAUCCGUCGUUACCAGAAGUCGACUGAGCUGCUGAUCAGGAAGCUCCCCUUCCAGCGGCUCGUCCGUGAAAUUGCGCAGGACUUCAAGACUGACUUGCGCUUCCAAUCGUCCGCCGUCAUGGCUCUCCAGGAGGCCGCUGAGGCUUAUCUCGUGUCCCUCUUUGAGGAUACUAACCUUGCUGCCAUUCACGCGAAGCGUGUUACGAUUCAACCCAAGGAUUUGGCCUUGGCUCGUCGUCUCCGUGGCGAGAGGAGCUGA
Postia placenta MAD-698-R-SB12 is the source of this 414-nucleotide messenger RNA. RefSeq lists its product as hypothetical. Gene Ontology annotation, molecular function: protein heterodimerization activity; DNA binding; structural constituent of chromatin. NCBI's taxonomy places the organism in Eukaryota, Fungi, Basidiomycota, Agaricomycetes, Polyporales, Adustoporiaceae. The transcript has 4 exons. The coding region runs from base 1 to 414 and encodes 137 amino acids. The record is from RefSeq and is a predicted model, not a curated record. Gene Ontology annotation, cellular component: nucleosome.